AUGGGGGAUAAUUACGAGUUAGGAAUAUACAUCAAAAAAACGGAAUUAAUAAAGGAACAAUUAAAUAAAUUAAAUCAUAUUAUAGGUAGCGAAUUUGGCUACUUUUGUAGUGGUAAUAAAAAUGAAACUUUUCCAUCAAAUGAUUCAAAUAAAUUUUCUAAGAGUAUAUUGAAUAUAUUUUAUACAUCAUGGAGGAUGGAAGAUUUUUCUAAAUUUAACUUAAGGAGUGUAAUGAACAUACUGAAAAGAAACCAAUAUGUCGUAACGUGUGUAUAUUUCCUUGCAAUUUUUACUUGUGUCUACUUUUCUACCUUGUUUUUGUAUACUAAGUGCUUUAGAAGAAUCUUAAAAAUAUUUGCCUGUAGAAUAUGUAAAAAGGAGGAUGAAGGGGAAGUAAGAAAAGAAAGCGGGAUGGAAUAUGGGGUAGGAAAUGGGAUAGGAAAUGGGGUAGGAAAUGGGAUAGGAAAUGGGAUAGGAAAUGGAGUAGGAAAUGGGAUAGGAAAUGGAGUAGAAAAUGGGACAGGAAAUGGAGUAGAAAAUGGGAUAGGAAAUGGAGUAGAAAAUGGAGUAGAAAAUCGGAUAGGAAAUGGAGUAGGAAAUGGAGUAGAAAAUGGGAUAGAAAAUGGAGUAGAAAAUGGGAUAGGAAAUGGAGUAGGAAAUGGGAUAGGAAAUGAAGCACUAAAUGAAGAACGUCAUGAAGGACGAUACGAACAUGGAAGAGAAAAACCUAGAGAUGAAAAGAAAGAUGGUAUUAAAAAUUUGAAAAAAAGAAUGUCCAGUAUUAUAUCUUAUUCAUUUUUGUGUAUUUUGUUAUGUUUCCUUGUUUUCUUGGGUUCCUGGUUCAUAUACCGUUUUUUGAAAACGAAGAAUGGUAUUCACAUGAAUAUCUGUAGUGUAUCUAAAAGUAUAGAGAAUGUUUUGGUCGACAGAUGCUCUAAUAAUGCAAAAGUAGACGAAGUUUGUUAUUCUGUAGAAACCAUUUUAAAUGAAGUAGUAAUCAUUGUAGAAAAAUAUCAAAAUGUGAAAGACCAAAUUAGGCAAGAUAUACACCUCGAUGAGGAAAAUUCUAUCCCCUUCUUCUCAGACUACAUAAAAUUCUUUAACAACAUAAAAAGAUUACGAACGAACAUUCAUAACAACAACAAGGCGCUAGAGGAAGGUUACUAUCACUCCUACCCUGUACUAAUGAGGAUAAAAGAAGUGCUAGAUAGUAUAAUAACACAAGGAGAUGGAUAUUUGCAGAAUACACAGAUGACAAUAAAACAUGGGAAGAACGUAAUUAAAGCAGCUAUCACUAAUGUUGACAUGAGUAUAGAACAAUCGUUAAAAGAAAAUAUAGAUAAGAUAACAACAAAAUUUGAGUUAGUUAAUAAAUCAGUAUACGAUAUUACACGUAAAUAUAAAAUUAAAGAUAAUAUACGUAAAUAUACAUUAACAUUGUUAAUCGCAAAGUUUAUCUUAUUAUUACCUCCAGUACUUAUAUUAAUAGGACUAUUUCUCUUUAUUUUUUAUUUAAUAAAAGGGAAUAUAUCAAACAGUAAUCAUUUUUUCUUAGAUCUAUUUGGAGUAUUUAGUGCUUACUUUGGAUUUCUUACAAUCGUAACUCUCUUAAUGGGCACGGUAAUACUAAGCGUAUCCAUCAUAGGAGGGACAACAUGUGUAAUAUCAGAACGAGUAUUAAAAAAUGAAUUAAAUUUUGAGGUUUUUACUGAUACAUUACUUGAGUAUUGCUUAAAAAAUAAAAAAUCUUCAAUAAUAGAAGAAAAUUUAGCUACUAAUAUUCUAAACAAAAUUAAUUCUUUUGAUAUAAAUGAAAUAGAAAAUAGAAUAAUGGAAUAUGGCACUUUCUUUACAAGAAUUAAGCAAACUUUUAAUAAAAAUACUAGUAGUUUUUUGGAUUACUUAUGGGUAAUAGUUGUCAAAAAGGAUAAUAAUCAAUAUUUAGAUAAUAUAAAAUUAAUAUCUCUUAAAAAAUCUUUACUAGUAACAGGUGUUACAAGGGAUAAUGUUCGCUUUGGGGUUUGGAGUCUCUGGGGUAUAAAUGAAUAUAUUAGUCAUUUGAACAGGUACUUUUUUAAUGAUAACUAUGCAUUAUGUUUUGAAGAUACUACAUGUGAAAAAAAUAUAAAUAAAUAUAAUAUUUGCUAUAAGUCUAGCAUAAAUGAUCUGAAAUAUAUCAAUCUACGUAAUAAAUUAAACAAUGAUGUGCUAAAAAACGACUUAGAUAACGUUGUUAAUAUAUUUAUAAAGAAAGCUAAAAUUCUAAAGGAAAAAAUAUUCGAUCUAAGCGAUUUAGACAAUACUGUAACAAAAAAGAUUGGAUGGGAUGAAUACACACCAAAGGAUAAAGAUAAAGCACAAAGUAGUUCUAUAAUACGAAAAUAUUUAGUUAAUUCUGUUGAUAGUAUAAACUUUGCUGAUAUAUUAAAUAUAUUUGCAAAAAUUAAGAAUGGAUUCAAUUCGUUAAAAGAAUUAAUUAUUACUACUGUUGAAUCCUUAAUAAAAAAUAUGAGUUGCAACAGAGUUGUUAAUGAGUUAAAUAGAAUCAGACAGAAUUAUUGUGAUCAAGUUGUCUUAAAUGCUACACUUUUGUCAAUCUCGUUAAUUGCCUUUUCCACCAUCUCCUUUUUGCUGUGGUACUUUUUCCUCUUUUGCUGGCUCUAUUACCAAUUAAAGGCCAUCUGA
Messenger RNA from Plasmodium malariae, 2685 nucleotides. Its product is annotated as conserved Plasmodium protein, unknown function. The transcript has 2 exons. The coding region runs from base 1 to 2685 and encodes 894 amino acids. NCBI's taxonomy places the organism in Eukaryota, Apicomplexa, Aconoidasida, Haemosporida, Plasmodiidae. The record is from RefSeq and is a predicted model, not a curated record.